AUGCUGAAGUUCGUAUCAGUCGCUUGUGCAGUCUUAGCCGUUUCUGAGGCCUUCCUCUUCGGUUCAGGCGGUGGUGGUGGUGGCUGUGGAUGUGCUCCUCCACCACCUCCAGCAUGUAGCUGUGCCCCACCGCCACCUCCUCCCGUUCCAUGCGGGCCAGCUCCCGCUCCUGCAUGCGGAGGAGGUCCAGUUGGCGGCGGUUACGUUCAGGCUCCCGCGAUCGGUGGACCAGUUGGCGGUUUCGGAGGUGCCGGAGGAUACGGCGGACCCGGAGCUGGAGGAUUCGGCGGACCCGGAGCUGGAGGAUACGGAGGAGCUGGAGGAGCUGGUGGCAGCUAUGCAUCCGCCGGAGGACUCGGCGGAGGUUUCGGUCCAGGUGGUGGAGCCGGAUAUGGUGGACCUGGACUUGGAGGCCUCGGAGGAGGAGCUGGUGGAGCCGGAUAUGCCGCUCCUGGACUUGGAGGAGGAUUUGGUGGACCUGGACUCGGAGGCCUCGGAGGAGGAGCUGGUGGAGCCGGAUAUGCCUGCACCCGGACUCGGAGGAGGAAUUGGUGGAGCUGGACUCGGCGGUCUCGGAGGAGGAGCUGGUGGAGCCGGAUAUGCUGGACCCGGAGUUGGAGGAGGAGCUGGUGGUGCCGGAUAUGCUGGACCCGGAGCCGGAGGAGGAGCUGGUGGCGCCGGAUAUGCUGGACCCGGAGUGGAGGAGGAGCUGGUGGUGCCGGAUAUGCUGGACCCGGAGCUGGAGGAGGAGCUGGUGGCGCCGGAUAUGCUGGACCCGGAGCCGGAGGAGGACCUGUUGGAGGCGGAGGAGCUGGAGCAGGAUACGCCGAAGGAGCAGGAUCUGCCGGUGGAGCUGGACAAGGAGGAUAUGCUGGUAACUAG
Cooperia oncophora is the source of this 882-nucleotide messenger RNA. The record is from the annotation of a GenBank genome assembly. NCBI's taxonomy places the organism in Eukaryota, Metazoa, Nematoda, Chromadorea, Rhabditida, Trichostrongylidae.